UAAAAAAAACAUUCGCAAAUUUUAAGAAUUAUCUAAAAUUUCCAACAAUUUCCCGUCCAUCCCACACUCGAUCGCCAAAAAAUCCAAGAAAUCUCACCCUCUCAAAAUCUCAUCUCAUCUCGAUCCCUCCACCCGCAGCGCCGACUACAAACUCCUCUCUCAAUAUUUCCCAACAUUUCUCCAACUACUCGGCUGUCAAGAUAAUUUUUUUCUGAAAAAUAAUUUUUAAAUAAAAAAAAUGGACCCCAUGAUAAUCGACUCACCCACGACGCCCACCGCCAGCACUUCGGGACUCAGCAUGGAGCAGGACGGGGAGACGGGCUCCACUCCACACUCCACCACAACAACCACUUGCACCCGCCCCACCCCUCCCCACAUAACCCUCAAACGUCUCAACUUCAACCCCGCCGCUGCCUUCACCCCUCCGCCGCCCACCAACACCACUCCAUCCACCACCACCCCAUGCACCACCUCUCCACUAUCCUCUCCCCUAUCCGACUUCAGCUCGCAACUCACCAUCAAACCCGCUCCUCUCUCCCUCGACACCAGCGGACCCACUAAUAAAAAACCCAUGAGCUUGACGCCCACCACCUCUACGGCAAAGAGUCAAUUCGGUGGAGGAACGACUCCGAGUGGAGGUGGACAAACCCUGGACCAUUUCAAAGCCACGUCGGGGCUGGAAACGUCGGGGAAGCUUAAGAUAUCACCGGAAUUGACGUUUGAUUUCACUUCGGAGGACUUGGAGGACUUUGGGGAGAUCGGGAGGGGGGCCUAUGGGACGGUUAACAAGAUGCUGCACACCAAGUCCGCCACGCCCAUCGCGGUGAAGCGGAUCCGCUGCACCGUGGACGAGAGGGAGCAGAAGAAAUUGAUGAUGGACUUGGAGGUGGUGAUGAAGAGCAACUCGUGCCCCUUCAUCGUGGGAUUCUACGGUGCGAUAUUCAAGGAGGGCGACUGCUGGAUCUGCAUGGAACUCAUGGACGCCAGCCUCGACCAGUUCUACAAGUUCGUCUACCGGCGGAUGAAGGAGAGGGUCCCAGAGAAUGUGAUAGGAAAGGUUGCCCUGGCGGUGGUCCACGCCCUGAACUACCUGCACGCCUCGCUCCGUAUCAUCCACCGUGACAUAAAACCCUCCAACAUCCUCCUCGACAGACAAGGCAACAUUAAACUCUGUGAUUUCGGGAUCAGCGGGCAGCUGGUGGACUCCAUCGCGCAGAGCAGGGAUGCCGGGUGCAGGCCCUACAUGGCGCCCGAGAGGAUCGACCCCUCCUCCGCGCGGGGGUACGACAUCCGGAGCGAUGUGUGGUCCCUGGGGAUCACGCUGUUUGAGAUUUCCACGGGAACGUUCCCCUAUCCGAAAUGGAACUCGAUAUUCGAGCAACUGUGUCAGGUGGUGCAGGGGGAUCCGCCACAACUCGUCCCCGUCAUGAACGGGAUGAGCUUCACCCCGGAAUUCGUCUCCUUUGUUAAUACUUGUUUAAUAAAGGACGAGCUCCAGCGCCCAAAGUACUCGCGCCUCCUCCAACACCCCUUCCUGGUCCGAUCCUCCAAAGAGGAAGUGAACGUAAAAGACUAUUUCUCGACGGUGUUCACGGCCAUGGGUCCAUCCCUGCAGCAGCGACUAGAAGACCUCACCCUGGUCGACCAAGAUGACUACUGAUGAGAGAUGCAGUUUUAGAUUAUUUAAAAAUAAAUAUGGAAUUUAGACACUUUUCUCUUUAUAUAAUAAAAAUAUUAUAGAAUUUA
Molecule: messenger RNA, 1746 nt
Organism: Folsomia candida
Lineage: Eukaryota; Metazoa; Arthropoda; Collembola; Entomobryomorpha; Isotomidae
Gene: Mkk4
Product: dual specificity mitogen-activated protein kinase kinase 4
Exons: 8
Coding region: 239-1660 (473 amino acids)
Biological process (GO): MAPK cascade; protein phosphorylation
Molecular function (GO): JUN kinase kinase activity; ATP binding
Source: RefSeq, a predicted model, not a curated record